CGUUCACUAAGAACCCCUACAUUGUCUCCACCCCCACUACUAAUUGGGGCCUAUCAGAGAUCGUAGGUGCCUUUGUCGCCGGGCUGUCGUCCGGGAAAUUGGAUCCUCAGAUACGCCGGAGAUCUUUGGAAUACCUCCAUGAACCAGGGUCGCUUUACACAGCUUGCGCUGUUCUACUUACUCAGGAUAACACCACUGCACUUCGUCAACUCGGACUCCUGCGUCGUAAUGACCCUGUUUGGCCUCAGUGUUUGCGGAGUCUUCAGGAAGUGGACUUCUCUGGUUUCACGCCCUCUUCGUUCCUCGCCAAAUAUAUUGCAGAUCUCAAAGCUGUCAUCGAACAAAAUCAUGUAGAGCUCGGAUCAUCGGACGGACAUAGGUCCAUUGGCACGACUCCCAACGUGCGACCGGUUCGGAGAGACGAUGAACCGACGAAACGUGGUUGGUCGAAAGUCAAGUCACUGCCCCUUCUAUUGCGUUGGGCCAGACAGUACCGUACUAGAGAAGCUCUUACCGAGGAAAUAGCAAUGCCUAGCAACGGUGACCAAGUUUGAUGGUAUCCGAGAACACAUCGAUGCUGUAGUGUACAACGAUUAUUCUAAUAGCUCCUUUACUUUACUGGUCAGAUCUACUUGUAUCAUAGUUAUAACUUGUAUGAUCACAACAAUGACUUUGUCGUCGAUACUCAGUGUGAACCGUCGUUUUUUGAUACUUCGGUUGCAAACUUCCGCAUAACGCCGCUCUGUUCUCCCUCGAGUG
Desarmillaria tabescens is the source of this 759-nucleotide messenger RNA. RefSeq lists its product as uncharacterized. The coding region runs from base 139 to 354 and encodes 71 amino acids. NCBI's taxonomy places the organism in Eukaryota, Fungi, Basidiomycota, Agaricomycetes, Agaricales, Physalacriaceae. The record is from RefSeq and is a predicted model, not a curated record. The transcript has a single exon.